Messenger RNA from Alosa alosa (allis shad), 1047 nucleotides. RefSeq names its product esterase D/formylglutathione hydrolase (gene esd). Gene Ontology annotation, biological process: formaldehyde catabolic process. The record is from RefSeq and is a predicted model, not a curated record. Gene Ontology annotation, cellular component: cytosol. NCBI's taxonomy places the organism in Eukaryota, Metazoa, Chordata, Actinopteri, Clupeiformes, Clupeidae. Gene Ontology annotation, molecular function: S-formylglutathione hydrolase activity.
CUCAGAGCUGAAGUGUAAGAUGAAGUUCGCCAUCUACCUGCCGCCCAAAGCAGAGAGCUCCAAAUGCCCAGUCCUCUUCUGGCUCUCAGGGUUGACGUGUACAGAGCAGAACUUCAUCACCAAAGCUGGUAGUCAGCAGGCGGCAGCUGAGCACGGCAUCAUCAUCGUCGCCCCGGACACCAGUCCACGUGGCUGUAACAUUGAGGGAGAAGAUGAGAGUUGGGAUUUCGGAACUGGAGCUGGUUUCUAUGUCAACGCAACUCAGGAGCCAUGGAAGACCAACUACCGCAUGUACUCCUACAUCACUGAGGAGCUUCCUCGGCUGUUGGCCAGUAACUUCCCCGUGGACGCAGAGCGCAUGUCCCUGUCGGGUCACUCCAUGGGCGGCCAUGGAGCUCUCAUCUGCGCCUUCAAGAACCCCGGCAAAUACAAGGCGGUGUCCGCGUUUGCCCCCAUCUGUAACCCCAUGCAGUGUGCCUGGGGGCAGAAGGCUUUCUCUGGCUACCUGGGCCCCGACAAGACCACCUGGGAGGCGUACGAUGCAACGGUAUUGGCUGCAUCCUACGCGGGCCCGCCGCUGGACAUCCUGAUUGACCAGGGGCGCGAUGACCAGUUCCUGUCUGCCAGCCAGCUGCUGCCCGACAACCUCAUCGCCGCCUGCUCUCAGAAGAACAUCCCAGUGGUCUUCAGACUGCAGCAGGGCUAUGACCACAGCUACUACUUCGUGUUUUCCUUCAUCAAUGACCACAUCAAGCACCACGCCAAGUACCUGAAUGCUUAAACACACACACACACAUGCACACACACACACAUACAUCCUUCUCCAGCCUCUGUGCCUUCAGAAGACAUCUGUGCAGGCUCUCGCACAUCAAGCCGCCCCCUCCCUCCCUGAUUGGCAGGUCUUUGUCCAAUCACAUCAGCUGUCUUCAGGAAUGAGCCUAUUGCAGCCGGCUGCGUGGAGUUAAGAUGAUGUUGUCUGUGUUUAUAGAACUCAUGUCAGCCAAUCACCUGAGAGCUUAUUUUGACCAAUAAACAUGGUAAACUUAA